AUGGACGGACUACUUUCCACAUCAAGUCUUCAAAAUUCUUUAGAAUGUCCAGUUUGCUUUGAAUACCUAGCACCACCUGUAUACCAAUGCCCCAAUGGACACUCAAUUUGUUCACGCUGCCACCAGCACGUUCCGACUUGCCCUGAGUGCAGAUCUGAUAUGUCUCAAAGCUAUAGAAACCUAACAAUCGAAAAGAUCUUAGAAAGCAUACAAGUGAAAUGCCGAUUUCCUGGCUGUGACGUGAUUACAACCUUAUCAGCACGUUCUGCUCAUCUUUCAAGCUGCCCUUUCAAUCCUUAUGUUGAGUGUUUGUAUGUGGGUUGCAAUAUGAUAGUGGAAGAUUUGCCUUCCCAUUUAAAAUCUGUACAUAAUGUAAAAGAAUUCGAUAUGAGCGACAUAAGAGGGGUGAGAGGGUGGAACUCGAAAUCUUGAAGGAUGGCUGACUGGGGGUUCAGCAUAUGGAAUUUUAAUGGAGAACUUAUAUUAAAUCAGAGCCAAAGCAACAGAGACUUUUUUUAUUUAUGGGUGUUUGAUAUCGGAAAUACCAGAAAACGAGUGAAAUUAACUGUUGAAAAAGACGGAAAAAAAGUCAGUUUUAUACUUGUCACAGCUUCAGCCAGGGGAAGGAGAAAAUCAAUGCCUUUUCAUUUGAACAUCAAAGAAAUUGAGAACCACUUUUUGGAAGCUGCUGAAGGGUUGGAAGAAGGAUAUCAGAGGCUUACUAUUCAUGUUGAGUUGCUGGUUGAUUCGACGCUAAAACAAGCUUAA
Blepharisma stoltei is the source of this 768-nucleotide messenger RNA. The record is from the annotation of a GenBank genome assembly. Lineage: Eukaryota; Ciliophora; Heterotrichea; Heterotrichida; Blepharismidae.